Molecule: messenger RNA, 1167 nt
Organism: Fusarium pseudograminearum CS3096
Lineage: Eukaryota; Fungi; Ascomycota; Sordariomycetes; Hypocreales; Nectriaceae
Exons: 2
Coding region: 1-1167 (388 amino acids)
Source: RefSeq, a predicted model, not a curated record
AUGACUUCUUCACCGAAUGUAUCCUAUCGCAUCCCCACAAUCAUCAUUCUCGCCGUCCUCGCCAUCUUCGGCCUUGACGCGCUCCUCCUCCAGCUCGAACGCAAUGGCUACAUGGACAUGUCACGCAACAUAAUCCAAGACCCUCUACCACGCUUCUUACCCGAUACCGACAGAUUAAUCCUUAAGAAAUACACGGGAAUUGGUCUUCUUGACGAUUUCUUCGCCUUUUCGAAUAUCGUCUGGGCGAGCGUCACGGAUGGCUCGAGGCCGGAACUGUCGCUUUUCACGAUCUGCUUUGGAGGGCAGCUUAUUGCUACGUUUAUGGUGUUUGUCAUUGAAGCGCAGAGAACUAUUGGAUGGAGCCCUCUUGUACUCAAUGGUGCUGUCUGGCUGUGGAUUAUCCAGUCUGUCGGCUUUGGCUUUGUCGCGCCGGUAUACUACAUCGUGCAUCUCCUCUUCACUUCCAAGGCGUCAUACUCACAAAGCGUUCAUAUCCGCGACUAUCUCACUCUUCACACUGUAUUUCCGUCUUUUUUCCUGGGAUACAUUGUUCCUUGCAUUUUCCUGGUGUACCCGUUCUCCAACUACAAUGUUCGACAGUGGUCCAACGCCGUCUGGUCAAUGGCUCCUUUCUACAUUUUUAUCCUGCAGACUAUUUUCACUGGUAUUCUCAAGAGGAUUAGCGUCGGACAGGAUGCGAACAGGUCAAGGGUUAUGCUGGAGAAGGCUGCUCUGAGACAUGCCUACGGUUUUGCAUGGAACAUCGCUGUCGUGAGCCAAAUGACCACAUACGCAGUCCUCAUCGCAGCGAGCGCUUUUCCAGGGUUAUUCCCCAAAGGUAUCGCGGCGUCAUUCACCAUGGAAAAAGUCUUUGGUCCCGAUGCAGCACCGCAUACGAACAACCCCAUGUCCAGCGCUGGAGCAGCUAUGCAUAACUUUCUCAUCUACGAUUUCGCUACUGGUUCUGUCGCGGGACUUAUCUGGGGUCUUCAGCAGCUUUUGGAGGUGAAGCCUGAGUUGAAGAGUGGGGAGGAGAGGACGAAUCUUGCUAGGGGAGUUGUUACGAGUGUUUUGCUUUCGGGACCUGGUGGUGCGCUUGUUGCGUUGAUGCAACAUCGCGAUGAGUCUGUUUUGAGUGCUGAGGCCAAGGCUGAGAAGACCAAGUGA